Anastrepha ludens (Mexican fruit fly) is the source of this 7363-nucleotide messenger RNA. Its product is annotated as paired box protein Pax-8-like. The transcript is spliced from 5 exons. The record is from RefSeq and is a predicted model, not a curated record. Gene Ontology annotation, biological process: anatomical structure development; regulation of transcription by RNA polymerase II. Gene Ontology annotation, molecular function: DNA-binding transcription factor activity, RNA polymerase II-specific; RNA polymerase II cis-regulatory region sequence-specific DNA binding. Lineage: Eukaryota; Metazoa; Arthropoda; Insecta; Diptera; Tephritidae. Bases 708 to 2903 code for a protein of 731 amino acids.
GUUGAUGCGGAAUUUUGGAAUUCAGUGCGCCGAGUUCGGCUUUCGUGUGUGGAUCGUGUCGUUAUAUCAAAAUGAUUUAAGGUUGCUCUGAGUGCAGACGUGUCAUGUGAAAUCAAAGUUAACAAUAAUAAUAAAAACAAAAACAAGAAUGAAAAGACACAAACAAAUUAGAGAAAUGAAGUACGAGCAUACAAAAUAACUGAGCAAAAAGCAAGAGAAAAAAGUGAUUUUCUACAUAAGCUUUCUAAAAAGCGUGGGCAGCUGUGCAAAUUUUUAAUAUAAAAGAAAAGAAUUAAAAUAAAUAAAUAAAAAUAAAAAAGAAAGUUGCUAAAACUUAAAAUCAAGUGCUUGAAGAAAUUGCAAAUAAGGGCAAAAAGCUGAUAACAAAUCGCAAAUAAUCACAAAAAUUUUAAAUCUAGCGCACGCUUCCUGCUUUCGCUUAAUCGCACUCGUGCAUAUGUAUUGCAGUGUAUCGGUGUACGUGCGUGCGUGUGUGUAGACGCGCUACCGGCUCCAAUAAUUGCUACUGCAUUCACAUACUUGCAUACUGAUGUGCAUAAUUAGUACAUUUGCAAAAUUCUACAUUCGAAUUUUUGACGAACAACGUCAGCGUAUUGCGCGGUGCAAUAUUUGGCAAAUUUCUUUCAAAAUAUUUUACAUACCUACACACCAAACAUUUUUUUCAUUGCUGCAUUGCUCGCUUGGUCAUGUUGAUUGAACCGGGUAUUAAUCAUAAGUUUGGACAAUUAGCCGCCGCAAAUACGAGCAUACCAGCGCACUGGAAAAUGGAACCACCAAGAAUACCAGCCUUAGCGGGUACAGGUGGUGCACCCACCAUACCGCCACCGUGCAAUAUUGGCCUCCCACCAUCUGUGCAAAUACCGGGCGCUGCAAUUUUCGGAGCCGGUGGCUCACCUUCACCCACAACUCUGAAUGCGCUGAUGUCGCAGCAACGUUUACUGGAACUUUCGCGAUUCGGUGGCCUACGCGGUUAUGACAUCGCUCAGCAUAUGCUGUCGCAGCAGGGUGCAGUUUCGAAGCUAUUGGGCUCAUUGCGUCCACCUGGUCUAAUUGGUGGCUCCAAGCCAAAAGUCGCUACACCAACAGUUGUCUCAAAGAUCGAGCAGUACAAGCGCGAGAAUCCGACUAUAUUCGCUUGGGAAAUACGCGAACGGUUGAUAUCGGAAGCCGUUUGCACCAACACAACCGCUCCAUCAGUUUCUUCCAUCAAUCGCAUUUUGCGUAAUCGUGCAGCUGAGCGGGUAGCCAGUGAAUUCGCGCGUACUGCCGCCUACAGUCUUUAUCCACCACACCCUUAUGGCGGCUUUACCUGGCAUCCCUCUGCAGCAGCUGCGGCGGCGGCGAAUGCACCAACAGCUGCUCACUUUUGGCCCACGCAAGCGGCAGGUCCGACGCUUACUACACUACCCCCAUCAGGUGGCGGUGGUGGUACUGGAGGUGCCAGUAAUGUUGGCAGUGCUUCGGCUAGCGGCCUACUGACAACAAAUAACCGUGCAAUAUCUCCCGGAUCGGGCAGUCGUGACACUCUUGAAUCGCCUGAUGACAGUCGGCACGUCGAUUCGGAUUACUUGGACGAUGAUGAUGAGCCAAAAUUUCGUCGCAAUCGCACCACUUUUAGCCCGGAACAAUUGGAAGAGCUGGAGAAGGAGUUCGAUAAAAGUCAUUAUCCAUGUGUGAGCACGCGUGAACGUUUGUCUAGCCGGACGUCGUUGAGUGAGGCGCGUGUGCAAGUUUGGUUUUCCAACAGAAGAGCGAAGUGGCGCCGCCAUCAACGUAUGAAUCUGCUGAAACAGCGCUCCAGCCCCUCCGGCCAUCCUCACAUUCCGCAUUCACAGCCGUCGCCCGAAAGCAACAACAACAACAGCUACAACAACAACAACAACAGCCUCAACCACAGUCACCACAGUCACAGCCAUGCACCGCCAACAACGAUGGGCGUGGCUGCUUCACCGACCUCCAGCUGUCACAGCAACAGCAACGCCUCUACCUGUGCGGCCACCGACCAACCAACACCGCACCACCAUUACACACUUGGCGGCCAAGCAACAGGGACGACAGCAAAUUCCCAAGGGAACGAGUUGGAGCUACGUCCGCUCGCACACCAUUUGGCACAUCAUGCGCCUCACCCCCCACACGUAACGCCGAACAGUACGGCUGCGACAAUGCUGCUGAAUCACUACAGCCAACAGCAGCAACACCAUCACCACCAACAACAACAACAACAGCAACAACAACAUUUAGCCGCCAAGGCGCAUUAUGCGGCGGUGGCCGGCGGUCAGUUACAACACACGACGACGGAUGUGAGUGCGGAGACAGCAGCGGCGGCGCAGCAACAGCAUCCCCAACACUUGGCGGCUACUUUGGCGGCAACCAUAGCGACGUCACAACAGCAACAACAGCAGCAGCAGCAGCAACUCAGCACAUCGCCCACAGCAUCAGCGCCAUUAUCAAUGGGCGGUGAGCAUAGCGCUUUUCGCUCGCUAGUGGGUUCGCCCUCCGCUGCGGCAUUUGCGCACUUGGUGCGGCAAUACGCUGUGGCAGCAACGUUAUCUGCCAAUGCGGCAAAUAUGGGCGCCGGUGGGACGGAUGAACUCAAACAGCAGCACCAUCAACAUCAGCAACAACAACAACAACUGGUUACUGUCGAUGACUCCUCCGAGGACUCGGAAGAAGAGAUCAAUGUGCAUGACGACUCAGACGAUGAAGUGGAAGUGGUGCGACGAACGCCGCGCGUCGGCGCAGUAGAUCAAAAUAACAGUUACAGCGGCGGCAGUAAUAAAAACAAUAGUGGCAACAUAAAUACGGACAAUAAUAAUCAAGGUAGUGAAACGUUAUCGCUAAGCGGCAAAGCGCCACUGCAGCUUACCAAGCAUGACCGUUGAGCGGCCGUUUGCGGCGUACGAGCCAAGAGCGGCAUUCUAAUCGCGUGAAGCAGGGCGUUAAGCGCUGCGGAUUGCAUUUCAAGUAAAUUUGACAAACCUGACUCGGGGGUGCGCUUGUGAUUGACACCAGAUCUUAAGUGGAUUGCAGCAGCAAAUAUGCAGAGAGGUAAGUGAACGUAUGUGCGAGCGUACGGGUAUGAAUAGCGCGCUGCCAUGAACGGCUCAGUUUGUAGCGAGUUGUUGCUGCUGGCUGUGCGCUGGGCGCUUAAUUAUGAAAGAAACCAGAAACUUGGCGGGCACAAAAAGAUACUUUGUACUUAGCGCUGCAAUGGAAAAAAUAACAAAAAAAAAAAUAAAUACGAAUAUAUUUAAAUUCAAAUAAGCUUGUUCGCUUUGCAAAAUUACAACAAAUACAAUUUUAAACCAAAGUAAUUAACGAAAUCGUACAACACCACAGAAGCGCCAACGAGCGCGCGCCGGCUAUUUAACAUAUGCAACAACAACAACAACUGUUGUCACAUAUACAUAAAUCACCGCUAGUUGUUGUUGUUGUUGUAUUUAUCGUUUGCUGAAGAAAAGCAUAUUUUAGAUUAGGUAAUAAAAAUAUUGUAAAAAUAAGUAAGUUUAUUAAAAAAUGCAAUACAAAAUAAAUACGAAUCGAUGUCGUUGCUUGCGCGUAUUGCUAAUUACAACACAUUAAAAAUACCGAAACAGAGAAAAACGUAAAAUAUGUUGCAAAAUAUCUUAGCCUACAUAAAUUGCUUAAUAUACAAAAUAAAUAUGUCUGUGUAAAUAGUAAUACUUGUGUCCUACUUCUCACUCCAUUUCCACUUAAGGUCACAAAUUCUAACCUCAAAAUCAAUAAUUAGCAAAAAAUAUUAACAUAUAUGGAAUAUAUGUGUCUGUAAAUGUAACAUAAAUAUGUAUGUAUUUUUCGGCAUUAUUAACUGUGGAUUUUUUAAAAAAUAAUUUAUUUUGACUUAGCGCUUUCUACCGGUAAAUAAUAGAAUUUCUGUGUUUUUUCGUUUUUUGAGGUUAUUUGUUUACUUGGCAGUCGGUUUACGCUCACAUCUUUUGAAAUUUAACCAUGAAUGCUGGCUUAUAAAUUACGUAAAUUUAUUUCAAAAAUCGUAAUAAUAAUAAUAAUAAUUUUUUGCAGUGCGCCCAAUAGCCACCACUAUGACCUAAAAAAGCUUUUGUGUCCUACUACAGGUUUUAGAAGAAGUUAACACCAGUCUAUUUGAUUAGUACUACAACCAUUAAAUGCAUUACAUCAGGUUCUAUUUCAUCUAGAUAUUCCCUGCCUCAGGCUGAAAAUUAGUUGAAAGCCUUGCGUACAAAUUUCAAAAUAUUUGCAACAGGAUCUUUCUUGGUUUCAUUCGGAGCCAUUUGAUCUCGAUGAAAGAUAUGCAGUCUUGUCUGUGUCAAGGCAAUCAGUUGUACAAGAUAUGAUUUGCGGCUUCAUCGUCCUCCAGACAGAGCCGACACUCUGUCUCAUUUUCCUGAUGUCUACUGCUGUUGACAUGUUGUGCAAUCCCAUAUUGUAGGUAUAGGUACGCCUUUUAGCUUGACAGAGUUCUUGUGUGACUUCCCUAUGGGUAAUUAUUUGCGCAUUCUACCAACUAUUUACCCUGCAUUUCACUUGAUUGGUCAUGAAAGCCAUAGCUUUCUUCAUGUAUAUUUUUUUGGCUGCAUGAGAACUGUCGAUAUCGAUAACCAGGAUUUGCAUUAAUUUUAUAGCUGCAAUAUUAAUGCAAACAUUGCUCGACUCUCGCUACUACUCUGAACUUGAACAGAUCCGACGCAUACAAAAUACAUCUAAGAAAACAAAAACGAACACAGCUCAAGUAGCAACGAUAGGAGUAGUAUCGGUAGCUGGAGUACACAUGAAUAAUCUCGCAAGUAGCGCUCCGGCCGAUUCCAAGUUUUCUGCUACUACUUAAACUACAGAGAGUUCUGAACAUUUUUUUUAUAAGUACUCUGAGCUACUAGCAAUAACGAAAUGUAGCGUGGAACGGAACAAAACAAUUGAUCCCACGUUUUGCGCUACCUACACCACUACUCAUCUGUUUAAGUUCAGAGUAGUAGCGAGAGCAACAAUGACAACUAGGAAGUAACGGAGCAAUUUUAUUCCCUGUUGAUAACUAUGGUUUGACAGCUGCGAAUGGCAAACUGUGUUGACAUUUCUAUUCAUGAAGCUUUGAUAUAUCAUCAUCAAUCGAUCAGUGCCAGAACAACGCUUCCGAGCUGUGGAAAUUUACUUAAACAAAAAAAAAAAUGUUCGCAAAGUUCAUAGAGCAAAGUGAAGAAGAAGAUGCCGAAAUGUCGAUUCGACGGCAUUUUGAACUUGAUGCCCUUGGUCUUUCGACUACGUGGGAAGUUUUACGUAAAGAUCUUGGCUUACGUGCCUAUAAAAUACAGCUCGCGAAAGAAUUGACGCCAAAUGACCGUAGUUUGCGUUGCAUUUUUGCUGAUAGGUCUCCUUUAGAUUUAUUAUUCAGUUUUAUAGGAAAAAGUAGUCAAAUGGAUCACGUAGCUCGUAGCCGCGGCGGACAUGUGCCUGAUAUCAUUAAAAAAAUAAAUCAGGAAAUUAUUUACCAGAUUAUAAAAAAAAAUUCAAUCCAACAAUAUUUCUGUUUUGUAUUAUCAUUUUAAGAUUGCAAGCUCUUAUAAAAGCAGCCGAUAGUAUUUUCAGUCGCAAAUACUGGGUUGCCCAUAUUCGACGGACCCAUGUGUUUUUUUUUUAAAUCAAAGAAAAAAACAUAUUUUUUGAUGUUGUCGAUGAUAACCAUUUUAUUUGGUUCAAGUAGAUUUGUUGACAUCACUUUUUGAAUAUGAUAUCUCUCAAAUGCCGCCUUGAGCCUGUACGGCGUAUUAUGCCCGUUGUUAAUAUAUAAACCUUGGAUUUUAAAUAUCCCCACAAGAAGAAUUCAGGUGGCGUAAAAUCGGGCGAGCGCGCUGGCCAGUUAAAAUCGCCAUUUUUCGACAUCAAACGACGAGGAAACAAUUUUUUCAAAAAGUCGAUUGUGGUGCGAGCUGUGUGCGGUGGAGCGCCGUCUUGUUGAAACCAGAACUGCCUCAUACGCUUUCGUCGAAUAAUUGGCAUCCCAAAAGUGGUUAUCAUAUCGCGAUAACGCUCCUGAUUGACGGUAACAGCUUGAUCAUCUUCAUUUUCGAAGAAAAACGGCCCAAUAAUCGUUUUCGCUUUAAGGCCGCACCAAACAGUGACUUUUUCGUCGUAAAGAGUCGUACCUCUUGAAUUUCCUGAGUAUUUUCAGUGGCGUAAAUACGGCAAUUUUGCUUGUUUACCGUCCCAUUCAAUAAGAAAUGAGCCUCAUCGGACAUGAUGAUUUUGUUCAUCUUCUUCUUUUUUUUACUUCUUUUGUUGAAUAUAAAUUUCAACAAUUUGGGAGCGCUCGCGUGGCGUGUACUGUUCCAUGGUAAAAAUGUGGUUGGACUGACGCUUCCAACGCGGUAUGUCAUUAAGCGAUCUGACGUCUCUGUCAAAAGAUACAGGGUUGCCAGAUGGGUCCGUCGAAUAUGGGCAGCCCUGUAAGCAAAAGUCGCGAGUCUAGGCUGUUUGCCAAAAUGGGAAGUCUAGCGCUCAAUGGCGCUAUUUAAUCGGUUCAAGAAAAACAGCUUUAUGUUAAUUGAUUUAAUCACAGACCACUGACUCGUAGCUCAACAAGCUCGAAGAUUGAACGUACCGCAUUUCGACUAUUGCAGAAGCUGUAAGAAUGAGGAGGAAGCAGAGUCUGUCAUAUAUUUUCUCUGGCACUGUCCUGUGUGGUAUGCCUCUAGGUUAAAAUACUUAAGCUCAUCGUUCUUGAGUGAUACUGAUGACCUAAGGUAUAUAAGUGUUAGGCAGAUCAAUGCGUUUGUACUCAAAACAAAAUGGUUUAAUGAGGAGUAGCAGGUAACCUGUAUUGUAGUAUCACAAUGGAUCGGCAACGGUCUAACUGAGUUGGUGUAAGGACCGACUGCCAAUUCUACUAAAUUACGCCGCUGAGCCAACAUUUGCCGCAUUAUUGCCGAUAUACGAGCCCUGCUACUCGAAAAAGCGGGCGCGAAUUGUAUUUUCAGACUGCGCUUCUUUCGAGUCAGGCGCGGCUCACUUGCCGAAAUAUCUUUUAAGUUUCCUAAUGUGUUUAAUUAAAUUUCUAUGCCUCUAAAAAACAACCUUUAAACAUGUAGUUUCUAAUAGUUGUUUGGUACUCCAUCACUUUUCACUUAAGCAAGAACUACGAAUGUUAGAUAGGCUGUUUUGUCAAAAAUACACUGAUAUUUAUAUGUAUGUAUGUAUAGUAAAUUUAACUGCAAUAAUUUACUACUUAAAAAUGUCUUGUUAUGAAUAAUUUUAUUAAAUAUUUAAUUAAUUUGUAACUGAGUAUCCGAUAAGGAGCAGAAUAAAAUCAACAAUAUUUAAAUAUUUACUAUUCAAAAAUGGGAAAUAAUAUAUG